AGAUGGCGGCUGAGGACGUUAAUAAUAUGAUAACAUGUUUUCCACUGAUCAGGCCUAUCACUUUGUAAAGUAUCAUCAUGUAAGACUUCUUUAAAGCAAGGACUUCUCUACUAUUCAGUAUGAUCCGUUCCUGUUCAAAACUCGUGGAAAUCAGCUGAUUAUCAGCAGAAACUCUAGACCUACGGAUGCAGAAUUCCUCAUCCAGUUGUAACCGCGAGCACUCUCAGAUGGCAUUUGAACUGUUCGAGUUAAUUUGUUUGCUGAGGGUUCGUCCACGUGUUUCUCAGCAGCUCUCCAAAGAUGACAUCAAACGAUUGCCCUCUAUUCAACAAGCUGCUUUUCAUGAAGAUAACAAACGCAAUUUGAUGGUGUUACUCUGCAGUAAUGGAUCUUUAUUACUGCGUGCUGAGGAGAAAGGUGCUGCUGCAGUCGUAAAGCAAGUUUCUUGGUACCAGAACCCUGCUAAAGCCAUCAGAAUAAUAACCCUUGACCCAUCAGGUUCAUGGUUGGUCUGUGCAUGUGUAGAUGGCUCCCUGUAUAUUUUACCAGUAGCUGGAAUCGUACAGAGUAAUUCUGAGCUGUCUUGUCGUUAUUGGCCAACAGAUGAUAUUACACUCAUUUACAAAAGUGACAGACGAGGGUCUCCAUCUGAUUUAGUUUGGUGGCAGACAGUAGAUGAUUUGCACAUUGCUGUCAUAGGAACUGAGCUUGGUGAAAUACUGUUUGUGGAUCUCAGGUCAAAAAUGAUGUUAGCUACAGUUGAAUUUAAGGAGGGUAUCCAGUCCUUUGAGUUGAUGCAAGAUAAACAACAUGAAACAACUUCACUACUGAUCAACACCAUGUCUGGUGGCACAGUCCAGAUGCAGCUUGAGUACAAGUCCAUGAGGAAAACAGGCUUAGAACAGUUAAAGAGCCCUUCAUCUGUUGCCACAGCUAUGGGGUAUGAGACACUCAACAGGUUGACCAUACCCAUGGAGAGUGUGUUCAGUGGAACAGGUGAUCUGCAGGAUAAGAUAAAACCUAUGCCAACCACUACCUCUACUGGUAUCAUUCAGUUCUCAGUGCAGUAUGCUAGAAAUCAAGUGUUUAUUGGCGCCCAGAACAGAAAGAAUGACAUUCUGGAGGUGUACGAUAUUGAUGUAGAGAACCUACCAAUGUUUGUGUAUCAACUUCCUCCGGGAACAUCCAAUGUUUUAUUAACUGACAGGGUUAUAUUUACCAUUACUCACCAAGAACAGUCAGAAGAGACUUUGUUGAGCAUCCAGUCUAGUCAGCUUGCAGAAACUUCUCUAUCAGUACCAAAAACUCAUCAGAAGACAGAGUCAAGCAUCAUCCAGACCUUUGUGUUACCACCUGGUGAAAAAAUGGUUGCCAUGUUUCAACACCCAGAGUUGGUGGAGAGUGUUAUUGUCGUUGAUGAUCUUGAUCAUUCACAUGCAACAAGCAGUUCUUCUGGGAUGUCACACACUGUGGAUGGCGUGACCCUGGUCACGACAUCUGGUGUUUUUAAAUGCAGGCCAAAGAUGUCACCUGAGAAAUUGUUUCUAGAGCUAGCUGUCAACAGUGCUGACACAUCAGCUGCCGAUGUGCUUGCCAUCACCACAGGCCUUGAUGUGAAUAAGUUGUAUGAGAUGGCUGGUGAUGAGGCAUUGAAAAAAGAGAACUUUGAACAUGCUUUAGAACUGUACCAUUUAUCCAAGUGCUCAUUUGAGAGACGUGUUGCUCAAUUUGCAAAACAUGGCAGGGUUGCAGAUAUCCUCGCUCAUCUCAGACAGGCACUCAGUAAACACAGUGAUGUUCACAUUGCAGAGAGGAAACAGCUAUCCAAUCUUACACUCUUCUGCUUCAUACAACAGGUUUUGUAUCAUAGUGGAAAUGCAGUUCAGCAACAGACACUCUCUGAAGCAUUCAGCCAAUUCCUGAAUGAUAAUUUUGACUAUGAUGAGCUCACUGCCUUGGAACAGCUGUCAGCAUAUGGUCUCAAGAACUUCAUGUUUGAUGUAGCUAAGGCAAGAGGGCUCAUGGCUAAAACUCUGGACAUGCUUGCACAGAAAGGACAGUUUCAUCUCUCAUGUGAACUUCAGGGCAAGUUAGCAUCUAGAGGGUUCACUGAUAUCAUCAGCAGAAGUGCCAAUGGUGCUUUCAUACAUUGCAUGGACCCUAAGGAUGCAGUAUCAUUUCUGUUGUCAAAGCCUGAAACUAUUUUAAGUCAUCUGAAAUUCAUUCUAUCUCAUCUGACGUCGCUGAAUGAAGAAAGCUUGGUGCAUGUCGCUCGAGUUCUGGACCCAUCUCGUCCCUCAUUUAGAUCCUUGGCAAGUAAAAUGAGCCCUCCAAAGCAGAGGACUAUAUCUGGAAGCUCGAUCAGCUCAGUACUUUCUGUUGAAAGUACAGUCAGCUUUGGACAGGAGGAUACUAAGCAACCUUCCCUGCAGGAUCUGAUUGAGCUGUUUUUAUGUUGUCUUUUGGUUUUAAAUCAUCUCAGAGAUGACAAGUUGGAUGCUGAUGCAAGAGUUGCGGCGUUAAAGUGUAUUUCUGGUGGUGACCAAGCUUCUGAAAAUAGUCAUGGAAGGAAGAGGGAAGGAACAGUGGAGUUCCUGUGCAGGCCUGUCAGGUUGUCUUGUGGUCAACAACACUCAGCUGUUGUUAGCUCAUCAGGGGAUGUUUAUACCUGGGGAAGAUCGCAAAAAGGAAGAUUGGGCCAUGGAGAUUUAAUUGAGGAAGAAGGAAAAUCUGUUCCUUUUCGGGUUGAAAUUCUCCACAUGCACAGGAUUAAUGUGUUGUCAGUAGCUUGUGGAAUGGAACACACGUUGGCUCUCUGCAGUGAUGGGGUGUAUUCUUGGGGAUCAUCAGAGUAUGGACAGCUUGGCCAAGGAGACAUGCAGCAACAGACAAGGCCUGUUUACAUUACUGAGCUGUCGGACAAGAAAUGUAUAGCAGUUAUGUGUGGACACUAUCACUCUAUGGCUCUAUCAGCAGAUCACCGGGUGUGGUCAUGGGGAUGGGGUGUCCAUGGACAGUUAGGAGUGGGUAGCAUUGAAGAUGCACUCCUGCCAACACAUGUGCAAACACUUGAUGAAUAUCAAGUGACUGCACUAGCUGCUGGAUAUUCACACAGUGCAGUACUUACAGCUCAGGGACAAGUCCUCACAUUUGGAGGAGGAUUGUAUGGUCAGUUAGGGCUGGGAACCAACAGUAAGCAGACACUUCCUGUGCUUGUGGAAACAUUGAAGCAUGAGAAAGUAUACUUGAUUUGUUGUGGAUCCUUUGAAACUCUGGCUAUCACAGAAGACCAGAAAAUUUAUAACUGGGGAAGAAGUCCACACUUUUUCAGAUAUUGUAUGAGACAGGAGUAUCGAUCAAAACGCUCAGCACAGGCGUCACUUCCUUCCAAUGCAACAUCACACAGAUUACUGCCUGUGAGAUUGGACUGUACUUUUUCAUCACGAAUUAAAGAUGUGUGUUGCGGCAAUUGGCAUUACAUGGUAGUUAUGGAGUCUGGUCAACUUUACAGCUGGGGAUAUGAUGAUUAUGGACAACUGGGGCUUGGUGGAAAAAUGGAACCACAGAUGACCCCCAGACUACUUCACAAACUAUCAAGCAAGAGUAUUACAACUAUAAGUGUUGGUGCAGAGUUUUCUGUUGCUAUGGAUACAGCUGGAUAUGUGUGGGUGUGGGGACGAGCUGACUCAGGGCAGCUCGGAUUAGAUUUUGGUACCAAUGGUGUUGGCAAGAAGGAAGUUUUUGUGCCUUGUCAGUUAACCAGUCUCCCUCCAAUGAACAGAAAGGCCUCCAUCUCAAGUGAGCAUUCUCUGAGAUCUGAUUUAAACACUGAUGUGGAUAUUGUGUGGGAUUUACCAGAUCUCUCAUCAAUCGGCAAUAAAUCAGUGCCUUAUGGCAGAGAAGCUCUUUCCAUCGCCUUGCAUCAGUUGAGUGAUCAGUAUCCUGCACAGCCAUUGAUCAGGCACUGUUUGGAUAUUAGGGAUUAUCUUGCAGCUGCAGUUAUUUAUGAAACUGUAGGUGACUGGCCACAGGUCCUUGGCUACAGUUUAAGAUUUCUUAAUGAUUGUUACACUUCUGCAUCUUGUGAUGGAAUGAGGGACAAACUCCUUUCUUCAGCUUUUGACAUCAUGCAUCAUGUUAUCAGAAAAUUCACAGAAGCUCAAAUGAAUGAUGAACAUUCGACACAGCAGACUGUAUGGCUGCUACAAGAGGUUUUGCAGUUUUGGACUCACAAUAAUCUCCCAUUUGAGAGCUUGGAAGGAUUUUUACUGAAGAAUUUAGAUGUCCUUGGCUAUGCUCUCAGUUUAUUGUUAAUCAGAGAUCAUUUCCUUUCCACGCCAAAUAAGGAUGCUCAAGGAUCAGGUUCUGCAGAAAUCAAUGAUACAAGCAAAACAUUGCCACAAAAUUUUACUGUUGAAUUUUUCAACAAAGUUGUUACUCAUGUGGUUCAUCAGCUACAAGAGGAUGAUUUGGGUGAGGAGUAUGCCUCAGAUUUGAAAUCUGUUCUCGCAAGGUACAGCAGUACAGAGGAUUCUCCGACCUCAAAAGAUGAAACGUUUGCCCAGCCAUUUGCACAGCUAGAUGCAGGCAUUCGACUGAAAGAUUUCCAUGCAGCACAGAAACAUCUCUGGCAAGAGAUCUUAGACAAUAUCAAAAAAGAUCUGGACAAACACCCAUAUAUUGCCUUAUCCAUGACUGCUGCAGCUACCAUAGCAUCUGCAGCAGUUUCUCAACAAAGAGGGUGGAGGGGAGAGGGGGAAUUGAUCACUGAGCCACAACUGCAGGCUGAUGUUGUUUUGUUUACAUGUAACCAUCAUUUUCCAAGAGUGUAUUUCCAGGAGUUUAUUUUGCCAGAAUUUCAGCAACGAAUGUCAGAAUUAGUGAUGCCUUUGAAGCAUACCACAAAACUACUGUUGAAGUAUUACUCCAGGCAAGAUGGUUUCUUGCCAACAGCCUGUCCUAUCUGUGUGUACAACUCCAUCAGAAUAGAACAGAUGGAAAUUGCAGCAGUGCAAAGUGGAAAUAUUGAGAACAUGCCAACCAAGCCAUGGGAUAUUUGACAUCAAGACAAGAUUUAUGUUUUGUUUGUUACUCUUCACUGUCUAAGAAUUUCAUAAUUGACUUGU
This is a messenger RNA of Pocillopora damicornis (cauliflower coral), 5126 nucleotides long. RefSeq lists its product as uncharacterized. Lineage: Eukaryota; Metazoa; Cnidaria; Anthozoa; Scleractinia; Pocilloporidae. The record is from RefSeq and is a predicted model, not a curated record.